UCCCCUAGUUACAUACAGAUCUUGACAUGUUUGUUUCAGCUUGAGCGUAGUUUCCCUCUGACGUGUCAUCCGUUGGCAAGUGGUCAGAUAUGUGCUGUAUGUGCUCGUGAAUUUCAGAGCUCAGAUUACUCUACAAUGGAGGACCAGCAAGCGGGCACAAAUAUGAAGGAGAAGAGUGGAGUUUUUCUGGCUUCGAAAGUUUUCCUGGUGGGGAUGUGUGCUCUGCUGCUCCUGAUCUCAGCAGGUUUACUGUUCCUGCUGGUUCGACAGAAAGAGCUGACGGAGCAGCUGGUCAGGUUGGACGCCCAGAUGCAGGUGCUGUCCCAGAGCUGCAGGUUGCAGGCAGGAGUCCUGGCCGUGGAGCCUGCAGAGGCUGCAGAGCUGAAGAAGCUCCAACGCAGCAGAAGAAAUCAGGAGGGAGAAGCAACACAAAGCCAAGAAGAGAAGGAAAUGCUGACGAUGAUGACAUAUUCCAUGGUUCCUGUCAAGGCCUUAAUAGAGCUGUGUAAUAGCUCCAGAAGAGUUUGUUUAACAGGCCCACCUGGACCACCAGGUUUGCCUGGUAGAACUGGUUCACCAGGACCACAGGGUGUGCCCGGGCCACAGGGGAGAAGAAGAGGAAGAAGAGGACCCCCUGGUGAAAAGGGAGAACCAGGACCUAAAGGGGACCCUGGGCCUCCCGGACUGAAAGGUCCUCCUGGUCCGAGGGGUCCACCAGGUCCAGCAGCCUCACCUGGUCCAAUCUGUCCUGCUUGUUAUUCUAAUGAAGUGAGAAACAACACCAUCGGAGAACACAUCCAUCAAACCAACAUGUUGAUGGAAUCAUCUUCGUCCCUGACUGAUGUAGAAAACAGCAGCUCGACAAUCAACGAGACUGAAUCACCAACACCACACCCAACUGAUGAGAGCAAAGAUGUAUUGAAUGUUACUGACUCAGAAAAAUCUCGAAACAUAAGUACGGACUCUGUGUCAGUAGUUCAUCCAGAAAACAGCUACAACACCUUAAUUGAUACCAACACAGAGUAUGUCACAGAGGCACCAAUUCGAUUAUUAACAGCCCCACUUUCUCCAGACCAAAACAGUGACGCUUUCAAUGGAAGCGCAAACAUUUAUGAGACAACUUUGAAAAGUGAGUUAGUAUCACCUCGUCCAGACUACACAGAUGACACGUGGAUUGAAACCAGCAUAGAGACUGUUACAGCGACAUCGAUUCCCUUAUUAACAGAGCCAGUGUCGUUCAACAAAGAUGACAGCCAAGACACCCUGAACAACACAAUGAAUGUUACAGAUGGGCAGAUUAAAUUAUUAACAGUUACACUUUCUGGGGACCAAAAAAGUGAUGCUGUCAAUAACAGUGGAACCGUUCGUGAUAUGCCUAUGACAAGUGACUCUUCAAAUUCAACCCAGAAAAACAACAAGCUUAAUUUGACCAGCGGCGAAAGAUGGACUGGAACUGAAUCACCAACUUCACAUCAAGCCGACAACAACAGAGAUGUGACUGACUCUGAGACGCUGCUAAACACAAACAUGGAAGCUGAGUCAGUAUCAUUUGAUCAAGACAGCCAUGGUAACUUAAACAACACCAAAAGAGAAAAUGCUGCAGAGGCGGCAAUUCAAUUAUUAACAGCUCCACUUCCUGUGGUCCAAAAUGAUGGAACAGUUAGUGAUACGCCCAUGAAAAGUGAAUCACCAACUUCACAUCCAGUCCACAGCAACAGAGAGGUGACUGACUCUGAGAAGCUUCUAAACACAAACAUGGAAGCUGAGCGAUCAUUUCAUCAAGACAACAGUCAAGGCACAUUGAAUGAUACCACAAGAGAAAAUGCUACAGGGGCACAAAUUGAAUUAUUAACAACCUCACUUUCUGUAGACAUGGAGAGAAACGCCUUUAACAACAGUGGAAACGUUAUCCAUACGCCCAUGAAAAGUGUAUCUUCGUACCCACUCCAGACCAACAACAAAAUCAAUGUGACAACCAAUAAGAGGAGGAGAAAAACUGAGUGUAACUUUAGAUCUAUUAAAUGUCCGGAGACAGCCAUCAAAAUGCAAAGUACAUUUGGAGCCUUGAUGUCCGAAUCAUCCAGACAGGAUGAAGGUCAAUACUGGUUAGCUGAUCAUUUUUCAGGUAGACUUUUGGUAGAGCUCAGGAACUAUUCAGCAUUACAGGAUUCCAGCAACAAAAAUAUAGAUGUCAAGAGAUUCUUCCAGGGCUGUGGUCAUGUUGUCUACAAACGAUCAUUUUACUUUCACAACGCAGGAACAAACAAACUUAUAAAAUUUGACCUGAACACCAGUGGAACAAAAACUCUGACCAUGGAAAACAGCAGAUAUCACCAACUGACUUAUCUUUUCCCCAACUCAAAAACGUAUUUUAAGUUUGCUGUGGAUGAAAACGGACUGUGGGUCAUUUUUGCAUCAAAUACAGAUGAUAAUACGAUGGUUGGAAAGAUUAACCCUGACCCAUUCUAUAUGGAGUUAACCAUGAACACUCGCUACCCUACAUCUAAAGCAGGAAAUGCUUUCAUUGUAUGUGGGGUGCUAUAUUUUACAGAUGACAAAGACAGCAGAGUUACAUAUGCCUUUGAUUUAAAGAGAGAGAGACCAGUGGAUGCAAGUUUUGAUUUAAGGCCAGCAAACGGCAUCUUGGCUAUGCUGUCAUAUUAUCCCAACAAAAAGCUUCUGUAUAUGUGGGAUAGCAGCAGUUUGAAAAUCUGCAAAGUAGAACUCAAACAGACCUAGAAAUAACCACAAAGCUUGUAAAAUGAGUAAUAAAGUUAGUCUUUAAAUUAGGAUUUUUGCUUAAUGUGAAUUUCUUAAAAACACUUAUCUGAUUUUUUACAGCGGUUUACAGCAGUAGGUCACACUGGAUA
Molecule: messenger RNA, 2870 nt
Organism: Etheostoma cragini (Arkansas darter)
Lineage: Eukaryota; Metazoa; Chordata; Actinopteri; Perciformes; Percidae
Product: gliomedin-like
Exons: 24
Coding region: 136-2739 (867 amino acids)
Biological process (GO): signal transduction
Cellular component (GO): cell surface
Source: RefSeq, a predicted model, not a curated record